Canis lupus familiaris (dog) is the source of this 2622-nucleotide messenger RNA. RefSeq names its product trophoblast glycoprotein (gene TPBG). The coding region runs from base 656 to 1918 and encodes 420 amino acids. The transcript has 2 exons. Gene Ontology annotation, molecular function: protein binding. Gene Ontology annotation, biological process: negative regulation of canonical Wnt signaling pathway. NCBI's taxonomy places the organism in Eukaryota, Metazoa, Chordata, Mammalia, Carnivora, Canidae. The record is from RefSeq and is a predicted model, not a curated record. Gene Ontology annotation, cellular component: plasma membrane.
GAGGAAGCGCGCGGCCCAGGUGCCCCCCUCCACCCCAGAGUCCUUCCUUCAACCCCCCUGCUGCGCGCUGGCGGGUGGGCGGCGCGGGGGGAAACGCCUCCGGCAGGCCCGGCCCUCCCCCGCCCCCCGGCUUGGUUUUUCCCAGCUGCGGAGGUUGGGCCAGGGGCUGGGGUGCGAGGAGAGUCGGCGCCCGCAGCGCCGCGCCGAGCGGAGAAGUCGCCGAGACUCGGGGCGGACGGCGUGGUCUUCGGAGGCGGGCGGCGGGGAGCCCGCGGCGGAGGCGCACCCCGGGCGGCGCGGGCACCCCCGUCCUCUGCAGGGAGAGUCCCGGAGCAGACCGAGCGUGCGGCGCCAACAAGAGAGGCCGGGACGUUGCCCCCGGGGCGGCGGCUGGAAGACGAGCGGGAGGAGGAGGAGCGCCGAGCCGAGAGCCCCGACGCGCCCGCCGUGCGUACUUUCUGGAGAGGGCAGGGGCGGGGAGCCGACCCCGGCAGGGGGCGCCGGGUGACUCGGGGUCCCUCCCUCCUGCGCUCCCACGCGAGGAAAGUUUUCUCCUGCCUGCUUCGGGCCGGCGCGCGCCCUCCGGCCCCAGCCCCGAGCCUUCGGAGCGGGCGCCGUCCCAGCCCAGCUCCGGGGAGCGCCGCGCCGCGCCGCGAUGCCUGGGGGGUGCUCCCGGGGCCCCGCCGCCGGGGACGGGCGGUUGCGGCUGGCGCGGCUGGCGCUGGUGCUCCUGGGCUGGGUCUCCUCGUCCUCGCUCACCUCCUGGGCGCCCUCCGCCGCCGCCUCCACGUCGCCGCCGGCCUCCGCGGCGUCCGCCCCGCCCCCGCUGCCGGGCCAGUGCCCCCAGCCUUGCGAGUGCUCGGAGGCGGCGCGCACGGUCAAGUGCGUUAACCGCAACCUGACCGAGGUGCCCGCGGACCUGCCCCCCUACGUGCGCAACCUCUUCCUCACGGGCAACCAGCUGGCGGUGCUGCCCCCCGGCGCCUUCGCCCGCCGGCCGCCGCUGGCCGAGCUGGCCGCGCUCAACCUGAGCGGCAGCAGCCUGCGGGAGGUGUGCGCCGGCGCCUUCGAGCACCUGCCCAGCCUGCGCCAGCUCGACCUCAGCCACAACCCGCUGGGCAACCUCAGCGCCUUCGCCUUCGCGGGCAGCGACGCCAGCCGCUCGGGCCCCAGCCCCCUGGUGGAGCUGAUGCUGAACCACAUCGUGCCCCCCGACGACCGGCGGCAGAACCGGAGCUUCGAGGGCAUGGUGGCGGCUGCCCUCCGAGCGGGCCGCGCGCUUCGCGGGCUGCAGUGCCUGGAGCUGGCCGGCAACCGCUUCCUCUACUUGCCUCGCGACGUCCUGGCCCAGCUACCCGGCCUCCGGCACCUGGACCUGCACAACAACUCCCUGGUGAGCCUCACCUACGUGUCCUUCCGCAACCUGACGCACUUGGAGAGCCUCCACCUGGAGGACAACGCCCUCAAGGUCCUUCACAACGCCACCCUGGCGGAGCUGCAGAGCCUGCCCCACGUCCGGGUCUUCCUGGACAACAACCCCUGGGUCUGCGAUUGUCACAUGGCAGACAUGGUGGCCUGGCUCAAGGAGACAGAGGUGGUGCCGGGCAAAGCCGGGCUCACCUGUGCAUUCCCGGAGAAAAUGAGGAAUCGGGCCCUCUUGGAACUCAACAGCUCCCACCUGGACUGUGACCCUAUCCUCCCUCCAUCCCUGCAGACUUCUUAUGUCUUCCUAGGUAUUGUCUUAGCCCUGAUAGGCGCCAUCUUCCUACUGGUUUUGUAUUUGAACCGCAAGGGGAUAAAGAAGUGGAUGCAUAACAUCAGAGAUGCCUGCAGGGAUCACAUGGAAGGGUAUCACUACAGAUACGAAAUCAAUGCAGACCCCAGGUUAACAAACCUCAGUUCCAAUUCGGAUGUCUGAGAAACAGUCGGGGACAGAACAAGGGCACCUAUGCAUGAGACGUAGACUUAAGCUUUAUUUCGUCUAGGCUCGCUCCACUUCCACCCUCCUCCACUCUGGACACCACUGACCUUGACUGAAGGCCGUGAAGGGAAUUUGCUCCCUCCUUAUGCGAAGUUUCUUGGUGUGUCUUGUUAAUGUAAGACGAUGAAAAACUGUGCAUAGUGUUUUAUCCUCUCCCUUUUCUUGGAACUCAACACUUGUGGAGGAAUUUUUCAAGUUUCAGCAUGGACAUGGACUCCUGGCUGUCUGUUUCUCUUAGUACAGUUCGAGGUGUAGCCAGUGUACCCACACAGAUAGCAUUCAACAAAAGCUGCCUCAACUUUUUUGAGAAAAAUACUUUAUUCAUAAAUAUCAGUUUGAUUCUCAUGUACCUAAAUUGUGGAGAAAAUAAAUGCAUUCCAUAAACUGCCUGCAGAUCUUAGCAAGCUCUUCAAAGUAACUCCGUAGUACACAGGAGCACCUGCAUCCGAGAGCAUGCUUACAUUUUACUGUUCUACCUAUUACAAAAAAUACCUUGCAACUUCAGAUAACUUCUUUGACAAAGUGAAUUACUUUUUUGGUUGCAGUUUAUAUGAAACUAUACUGAAGUUUUUUUAUAAACUGCAUUGAGGUCCAACAGACUAAAUUGUUAAGAAAAACUUCAAUAAAGAUUCUUAAAAGAA